AUGCCUGCUCUUACCACAUCCAGCACCCCUUGGAUUGUCCGCACAACGAAACGUAAAUCUUGCUCAAGUGAACCACAACCCAGAAAACGCAAACGCCUCUCCUCCUCCCAUGACAGGGAGACUCCUGGAACAGUCCCCAAAACCCAUCAGCAGACCUUGACGCAGAUCCAACUCACACCCCGAGUGCCUUCUCCGCUAGAAUAUGAUCACAUGGAGACCAUUCGGCCCAGGGCUGGACCGAAGAGCUCGAGGCAGCCCAGGGAGCCCAGAGCUCGGAAAGGGGUGAAGAAACAGAGGAGUACGCUUACGCAGAUGGAUUUUUUGGCUAUGGAUAGAGUUCAUGAUGAAUUCGGUUUUGAGGAGCUAGGUAUGAUCACGCCGGAUGGUGGACUUGGGGGCAAGGAUGUGGAAGCUGGGAAGGAGAAUGUCCACCUUGAUACGGGCAAGAAGGCUACAAAGGCGAAGAGGAAAAAUGUGGGCCCUGUUGAAGAGUCUUCUACGACUGUGAAAGGGAAGAGAAGGAAGACCGUGAAUUACGAGAUUGCCAGUGAUCAGGGUCAGUAUGAUGGUAUUCCAAGGACAAGAAGUCGCAGCGGAGCGCACACGAAGGUGCUGUCAGAGCAACAACCAGAUCGAAACGCAAUGAAUUUCAUAGAGGAACGAAUUCCUCGAGUGACGCGAGGGACUGCAAAGACCCAGGUAGAGCAGGUGCAAGCAGAGCCUCCUCGAAGGUAUCCAUACGACGAGAAGGAGAACCUGGACACCACCAGCGCGCCGUCCAGGCUUGUUAUUCCCGAGACACCGAAAAAGCCGGCAAACAUUAUCCCAAGCUCUCAUAGUCCCGAGAGUAUUCCAUUUAGUAGCAGAAAGAGACCGGUUUUAUACCGUGUGGAAUCAGCAACAUCACCUCUCAAAGAACGGUCCACGAACAUCGUCUCUAUAGCAGCUUUAGGCGGAGCGCUCGCGAUGGGACUCAGUCCGGUGAGGAAGAGCUUUUCUCCCAAGAAGAGGAUAUGUGUAUUGAAAUAUGGACCGGGCUUGUUCAAGGAACCAUCUCUACCUGAAGCUGGAUGUAUCGUGGCGGAUACCGGAGACUCGGGGCCCUCAAAACUCAGACAAGGCUCCAGAAUACAAGAUGGGGAUAUGAUCAUACCCUCUACAGAAGAUAUGAAACGUCAUUGUAGCGCACCCAGAGUGUCUGGGAGAGCUGGGGAGCCAGAAAUACCAGAACUACCAACAAUAAGUCCAACUGCCAAACCUGCAUUUAUACCGUCGAGUCAAACAGACACAGACGAAGAAGACGAAAUCCCGGAGACGAGUCAAGGCCUGCGUAGGUUUACGUCAACCUCAUCAGCCAAUAAAAGUGAGGAGAGCUUGCGUAUGCUGUCUGACACAGGUCGCAUGCCACGAGCUGUGAAGGCAACAAGCAGCAACGAGAGUCUCGCUCAACCUGGAUCUGGCUUGGCCAAGGCGGCUGUUCAAGGACGUGACUUCGGUUCAGAUCCUAAUAUUGAGGAAUCUAUACUAGGUGAAGCUUUAUCUACAACGAGACAAGCAGUGACGGAUGUAUCGACUGCCGAUCCAAGGCUACCUGCACAACUGCUCCAAAAGGACAGCAUCGUUUCUACUAUUCAGGACAGCGAGAAUGAAGACGAUGACGCUGAUAUACUAUUCUGCACGAUGUCGCCUAUUGGGGCCGGUACUCGCACCAGCGCAGACUUAGCAAGGCAAGCUUCUACCUCUGCUGACCUUCAUCCACCCUCUGCAGACACACCAAGUUCACCAACCCUCCCACCAGCGCCUCUACAUUCCAGCUACCCACAACCGACGACAAUCCGUGUCCCAACCAAGCUUCCUCCCUUGUCAUCCUCAGCCGCAACUUCUCCCUCCCUUCCAUCACCUGCUCCACAACCAAGAUACAUGACCCAACAAUCCAUUCGUCCGGCUUCGAUGCCGCGCCCCUCCCAAGUCUCAACGCAAGCGGCGACACAGCAAUCAUUGCUGCCCAUGUCUUCGAUGCCAUUCCCAUAUACAGCCACCACGUCGUCUCCCACCCGCUACAACUACAACGCACCGGAGCAUGUCACCAUCAAGGAUUCAAGCUCGAUCCAUGUGCCAUUACGAGAGAUCUCAUCACAAUCGCAAUCCCAGCCGCAAGCUGAAGAGUAUGCCAUGGUGGAUCUAGGGUUGGGGCCAGAUGAUGGUAGUCUUGAUGAUCGAGAUGAUGAUCUGGAUCCGAAGUCCUCACCUGUUAUUGCUCAUGAACAGCAAAACCAGCAACUGGAAGAAAACGAGCAGACCGGCACUGCUGCUGCUGACGCUCACAUUGAAGCCGCGGGUACAAGCGUGAUAGCGACGCCCAAUCCAAAUCCAGAAACAGGUACCAAGGACACGGAAGCGGAACUUCCCCAGAAGAAGAAGAAGAAGAAGAAGAAGCAGCAGCAAAGUCCAGCCAGAGGACUUACCCUACCUCUGCAUGAAGAUGGAAGCAUCACUCCCAGUCGUCCCUCCCGCCGACGCCGUCGCAACGACAACCCCACCUCCACCACCACCACCACCACCCUCAAAGCGCCGCCUCCCCAUCCCCUCGCCCGACUCCACCUCUCAGAGAGCAUGCUCGAAAGCCUCCCCGGACCGCCGGGCUGGGUUCCCACUUCCCCAUCGUCUCAGCGAAGCGUGGAUGCAGAGCGCUGCUGGGAUGACCAGAUGCUUUGA
Molecule: messenger RNA, 2715 nt
Organism: Endocarpon pusillum Z07020
Lineage: Eukaryota; Fungi; Ascomycota; Eurotiomycetes; Verrucariales; Verrucariaceae
Exons: 1
Coding region: 1-2715 (904 amino acids)
Source: RefSeq, a predicted model, not a curated record